AUGCUUCCAUUUGUAAAACAUGUUCUUUUUGGGACCCCUUAUCAACAGUAUCAUCAAAUUGAAGACCCUCAGGCAUUUGCAAAUGACCCUCUGGCGUGGUCGAGGCCACUGGUUAGGUAUUACUCUGGCGAAUUCUCCAUGGCUGCGGUUCAGGCAAAUAGGGAUAUGGAAGAUAAGUGCCAAGUUGAAGUUGGCAUUGAUGCACUCUUUGUUGGAAUUUAUGAUGGCCAGAAAGGCGACACCGUUUCCAUCUUUCUUAGAGAGCAAAUGUUCAAUCAAAUUAUCACGCGGAUUCAGCAGAAUAAUAACAAUAUGAAUAUAAAUAUUCUGAUGCGAGCUGUUGCCCAACUUGAGAGAGCUUUUAUGGAGUCUGCUGGAAGAAAUAUUUUUGUUAGUUCAGGUUGUUUGAUUUGUUUCAUACGGAGAGGGACGUUAUAUGCUGCCAACGUUGGAGACUCGCGUGCUGUACUCGGUUCUCUGAUGGGCGUUGGUAAACUUAAAGGAUUGGUUAGUAAACAGCUGGUUAGAGAUCACAAUUUACGCGAUGGAGAUAUUCAAGAAGAACUCAGGCGCUUGCAGCCAAAUACUUAUGAUAAUUUGCAUACCUGUUUAUAUCUUGAGAACAAAGGUUCAAUCGAGACAACUAGAUGUAUAGGAUAUGCAUAUUUGAAGAAGGAGAUCAAUAUCAAUGAAAGCGAAAUCCCAAUUUGGGAAAGAGUGCCUCUACGUUUUACAAGACCUUUGCUAACAUCACAACCAGAUGUUUAUUCAAGAAUCUUAAGCAACUCUGAUAAAUUCAUUAUAUUUGGAUCUAGUGGAUUUUGGAAUUUGAUGUCAAAUAACUAUGCUGCUAAAGUUGUUAACACCAGUUCACGAGAUGGAAUCGCAGAAAGACUUGCCACACUUGCUUUACAGAAUGGGGCUAAAAAAAGGGGCAGAACAUAUAGUCAACUUAUAGGGUUGCCUAAGAGUAAUCAAAUUAGUGGGUCGGACAUACGCCUUUGCAAGUAUGAUCAAUUUAGAUCGGCUUAUCAUGAUGAUAUAACCGUAGUUGUUGUAUAUUUGGACAACAACAGGUCAAAUAGGGAGGGUGUGAUGCUAGAGAUGAACUCCUAUAGUGGCUGCGAUGACGGAUUUCAACAAUCAAAGUUUACAAAUUUCUAUAAUAAUGCUAAUGCUUGA
Molecule: messenger RNA, 1182 nt
Organism: Trifolium pratense (red clover)
Lineage: Eukaryota; Viridiplantae; Streptophyta; Magnoliopsida; Fabales; Fabaceae
Product: probable protein phosphatase 2C 43
Exons: 2
Coding region: 1-1182 (393 amino acids)
Biological process (GO): protein dephosphorylation
Molecular function (GO): protein serine/threonine phosphatase activity
Source: RefSeq, a predicted model, not a curated record